ACUCAAAUCUUCUCCUCACCCUCCUCUCAUUCGUCGCCACUUCAACACCUCGCGAUCGCCCAAAUCCCACCUCCCCGCCCGCCCGCUCGCCGCGAAUCCCGAGGGGUGGUCACCGAUGCCGGCCGCCGUCGCGGCUGCGGCUGCUGCCGCCGCGUCGGGCGGCGCCCUCCUCCUCUACCUGCUCCUCACUUGCCGCCCGCAGCCGGCGCCGGACGGCGAGAGGGGGGAGGAGGAGGAGGCGUCGCCGCUGCUGUCGGGGCCGGGGGUGGCGCAGGGGAGUGAGGCGGGGGACGAGCGCGAGGACCCGUGGCCGGAUAGGGCGCCGGUGAAUUGUUGCGAGGCGGCUGCGGUGGCCGCGCGCACGGCUUGGCGCACGUGGGAGUUCACCGUCGGGCGGUGGGGCCUGCACGGCAUCACGUUCGGGAUCAAGCGCCAUAUGAAGCGUCAGGGUAAUUUGCAGCAUGACUAUAGAGGAAAUGAUUGCCGUCAACUUAAAGGUCAUGAGGCGCAUACUGAAGUAUCAACUCUCCUUGAGUACUUGAAGCUUUGCAUGUUCUUCUCAAAGAAAACUUUUUCUGCAUUUCUGAAGUUUGGUGGGUACAGUCAAGAAGACAUUCUCAUUCACAAGGCUAGGGCAAGGCUUAUGCAGCCUUCUUUCGCUCUGGUGUGUGACAAGAGAACCAAGUACUUUCUGCUUUUCAUACGGGGUGCUAUAAGUACAAAGGAGCGCCUGACUGCAGCAGCUGCUGCUGAAGUUCCUUUUCACCAUAUAAUUUUAAGUGAAGGACAUAUCAGCAAUGUAGUUUUAGGAUAUGCACAUUGCGGGAUGCUUGCGGCUGCUCGUUGGAUUGCAAAGCUUGCCAUUCCCCAUCUUCAUAGCAAAGUACAAGAAUUCCCUGAUUACCAAAUAAAGGUCAUCGGGCAUUCAAUGGGAGCUGGUAUUGGAACAAUUCUGACAUAUAUUCUUCGUGAGCGUCAUGAGUUCUCGUCGUGCACAUGUCUGGCGUUUGCUCCUCCUGCCUGUAUGACAUGGGAGCUGGCGGAGUCAGGCAAAGAUUUUGUCACUUCUCUUGUCAAUAGAAAUGAUGUGGUGCCAGCAUUUUCGAAAGUUUCGACUGAGAGCCUGCGAUCUGAGGUAAUGGUUUCGGCAAAGCUGGAUGAUGUGCAGGAUCACUUUCACCAUGGUUUAUUUGCCACUAUAAGUCAGCGUGUUGCCUUCAUCAAGUCCAAUAUGCUGCCUAUCUCCCAUUCAACAGGGAAGAAUGCAGAUCAUGGCUCUAGUAUCUCUGAGCCCUUGCUCAAACAUGCAACAGAUAUCACGCAGCCUGUAGCAAAUGGACACAGCAUCGAUUGCAGCCAGCAACAAUUGUGUUUCGUGGCAAAUCCAGAACAGGGGUUUACAGCUGGGACAGUUGCUAGUUCUGAAGAAAGGGUCAUGCUAGUUAACAACGAUAAUGUUAUCAGUGUAAAGUCUGUAGCUAGUUCAGGCUUUACAUCACAAGAAGAUGCAGAUACCGAUGAAUCAUUGGGCACUCAGCAAUCAUCCUUGCCAACAAAUGAAGGAAAAGAAGUUCUGAAUCAGAACGGUGCCGGAAAGGAUAAACAGAAAGAACCGCUUUCUUCCAGCGGUUCGCGACAAUUCUUCCCUCCUGGGAGAAUCAUCCACAUGGUUGCACUGCCCCCGCCGGACUCAAAUCCUGGUGAGGGCACCAGCAGCAAUGAGAUCAUUGGUAUUUACGAAACACCGAGAGAUUUGUAUGGCAAAAUAAGGCUUGCGCCAAAUAUGGUUAAAGAACAUUACAUGCCUAGUUAUAUAAGUACAAUGGAAUCGUUAUUGGAACAGCUUCAGAAGGAUGAUAAUAGUGUAUGUACAACAUCAAAUGACCUGUGAAUUUCCUCAAAAAAUGACCUGUGAAUUAUUGUAGAACUCAGUUGUGAUUAAUCCAAUUCUUUUUCAUGAUUCAAAA
Phragmites australis (common reed) is the source of this 1967-nucleotide messenger RNA. RefSeq lists its product as uncharacterized. The transcript is spliced from 7 exons. NCBI's taxonomy places the organism in Eukaryota, Viridiplantae, Streptophyta, Magnoliopsida, Poales, Poaceae. The record is from RefSeq and is a predicted model, not a curated record. Gene Ontology annotation, biological process: lipid metabolic process. Bases 116 to 1891 code for a protein of 591 amino acids.